This is a messenger RNA of Dimorphilus gyrociliatus, 1562 nucleotides long. The record is from the annotation of a GenBank genome assembly. NCBI's taxonomy places the organism in Eukaryota, Metazoa, Annelida, Polychaeta, Dinophilidae.
AAAUCUAUUUACAGUUGCUCCUAUAUCUGUUCCAAUUUUUAUACUACAACUACUGCAAUUCCAUAACUUGAUUUCAUUCUAAGUGCUUCCCAAAUAUUCAAUACUCCAUUUAUGAAAAUUUACAAGAAACUAGAUGCCAAUACGUUUAACAGUAGUUGUGCACAUUUCUCUCUUACAAGCUGCGAAACUAGGACACAGAGGUCGCUGCAUGUUAUAUAGGACUACGAAACAGAAGUAGGCCUACAUAUUGAUUGUACAUUUCGUUUUCUUACGUGUAUAGGACAGACAAAAAAUAAUACAAGCAAAUUCUUAAUAAUGAUAAAAUGGAGAUGUUUUCUGCAAAGUAGGCAUAUUAGGCCUAUUAACAUAAUUGUCCUAUUUUUGCAACUCUCUUCUGUUCUAAUAUACAGCAGAGUAGUAGUAGUAGUAUAGUAGCUGACACAGAGAUUUUCUAUAACAGUUGAAAGCGUGACACUCAGACAACUUGAACCAACUACAAACAACAAUGAUUCGUGGAGCUUGGUUGCACAUGACAAACAAAGAAGUUGCGAAUGCAACUAAUGAUGAAACUUCACUAACCGAACAUGCAAUAUGCCAAUCGACUCGUUCGCUCGAAGGAAAAACUGUUAUUGUUACUGGAGGUAAUUCGGGUAUUGGUAAAGAAUGUUGUAGGGAUUUCAUCAGGAGGGGAGCAAGAGUUAUUCUAGCCUGUAGAAGUUUGACCAGGGGUAAUGAUGCUAAAUUGGAUAUUGAACAGGAUACAGGAAUCUUUGGAAAUCUUAUAGUGAUGAUAGUCGAUCUGUCGAGUUUAAAGAGUGUUAGACAAUUUGCCAAAGAGUUUAAAGAAAAGGAAAAAAGAUUGGAUAUACUUUUGAACAAUGCUGGUUUAGUUCGAACGACUAAUAGAUUCUCAGAGGAUGGUUUUGAAGCAACAAUGGCUACUAAUCAUACUGGACAUUUUCUGUUAACCUAUCUUUUAAUAGAUAUGCUUAAGAGUUGCGCUCCUAGUAGGGUGGUGAACGUCACCUCCAUAGGACACUAUUCGUGUGACGAUAUGAUGUUUGAAAAUUUUCACAAUAGAGGGUGCUGCGGAUCAAGUCAAUUUAAACUAUAUUCCAGAAGUAAGGCAGCAAAUAUCCUCUUCGCCCAAGAAUUAACUAGAAGAUUCUCCAAGGAUGGUGUGACUGCCUAUUCUGCUCAUCCUGGAUUUGUCCUAACAAACUUCAACACUCACUUUUCGGCAUGUUCCGACUGUUUUUAUGUAUUAGCUGUAAAAUGCUGUAUGAGAAGGGAUCAGGCCUAUGUAAAAUCAGCAGAACAAGGAGCACAAACACCUAUACAUUGUUGUGUAACUGAGGAAAUUGAACACGAAGCCGGAUCCUACUAUCACGAAUGUAAAGUACGGCAACCAUCAAAAUUAUGUAGAGAUGAGAAGAAUGCUUUACGUCUUUGGGAUAUCAGUAGUGAACUCGUUGGAGCCACCUGGUGAUGGAACAAAGAAACACUCGCCAUAUAUACUCUUUUGGUGUUUUUCUAAUAAAGCUGUAAAAAUAAUCUAUAAA